GCGCCCGUGCCCCACGCAUGGGGCAACCACGACCUCUACACCUUCAGCCGCGAGUACCUGCUGCGCUCCGAGCUCAACAGCGCGCCCCGGGGCGCCCCGGGCCCGGGCGCUGAGGCAGACGCCUGCUACGUCUAUCACUUCAGUCCCGCCGCGGGCUUCCGCUUUGUUAUGCUCGACGCUUACGACUUGAGUGUCCUCGGGUGGGACAAGUAUUCUCAGAAAUACCAGGACUCCCUGAAGCUCCUGAAAGAGAAGAACCCAAACGAGGAUCUGAACAGCCCUGUAGGACUUGAUGAGCCUCAGUUUGUGAAGUUCAAUGGAGGAUUUAGCCAACUGCAGUUGGAUUGGUUCAAUGAGGUUCUUACAGCUUCUGAUAAAAAUAGAGAGAAAGUUUUAGUCAUGGGUCACCUUCCCAUUCAUCCAGGCUCUACAAACAACGUUUGCCUUGCUUGGAAUUAUAAAGAUGCCCUUUCCAUCAUCCACUCUCAUCAGUGUGUGGUGUGUUUUCUUGCAGGCCACCUCCAUGAUGGUGGUUAUUGUCUAGACUCUCAUGGAGUCCAUCAUCUUACUGUGGAAGGGAUUAUUGAAACUCCACCACAAAGCCAUGCCUUUGGAACUAUAUAUGUCUAUGAAGAUAGAAUGAUAUUAAAGGGGAAAGGUAGAAUUCCAGACAAAGUUAUGUAUUACAGAACACAGUAGAUAGACCUAAAUAAAAAACUGAGCAUUUGCAGUACCAUGCUCCGUUUACUAAUAACAGGUGACCACUGAAGCCAUGGAGUUCAUCACAUUUCCCAUUUAUGUAAAAUGGUGUUUGUCACAACCCAAAGGGUGUGAUGUUUGUUUUUGUGUGCUUCGGCACUGCUAAAUUGUUCCCGCUAAAUUGCAGCUUCUUUGCACGGCGGAGUUUUCUGCUGCAAAAGA
Messenger RNA from Alligator sinensis (Chinese alligator), 921 nucleotides. It is a transcript of the gene ADPRM, whose product is annotated as ADP-ribose/CDP-alcohol diphosphatase, manganese dependent. The annotation marks the transcript as partial. NCBI's taxonomy places the organism in Eukaryota, Metazoa, Chordata, Crocodylia, Alligatoridae. Gene Ontology annotation, molecular function: CDP-glycerol diphosphatase activity; manganese ion binding; ADP-ribose diphosphatase activity. The record is from RefSeq and is a predicted model, not a curated record. The transcript has 3 exons.